UCCCGCCGCACCGGGCAAUCCUGGUUGGUGGUGCCCCGCGGUCGGCUCCGGGAGCGGGAAGCAUGCGCGGCGACUGGGAACUGGGCGCCGCGGCUGGAGGCCCGCUGCUGCUGUGCGCCGCGCUGCUGGCCGUGGGCUGCGCACUGGGUCUGCGCCUGGGCCGCGGGCUGGGGGCUGCGGACCGCGGGGCGCUAGCCUGGCUCUGCUUCGACGCCCUGGUGCACUUCGCGCUGGAAGGCCCUUUUGUCUACUUGUCUUUGGUAGGAAACAUCACAGAUUCUGAUGCCUUGAUCGCUUCAUUGUGGAAAGAAUAUGGCAAAGCUGACGCAAGAUGGCUUUAUUUGGAUCCAACCAUUGUGUCUUUGGAAAUUCUGACUGUCGUCCUGGGAGGGUUUCUGGCAUUGGUUCUCAUUUAUGCCAUUGUCAAAGGGAAACAUUAUCGACUGUCCAGCCCUCCAGUUCCCAGGCUCAAAGCACCCAUGCUUUGAGUUCCUCAGCCUUCAGAGAGGAGGUGGUAGCUGGAUGUACCGUCCCCAGACACUGUUGUGGGGAAAAGCUUCCAGGUGCCGCAGAGAUUGGGGAGUAGAGGAAGCGUUCCCACUGUUGAGGAUUUUGAUGUAAUGAUGAGAAUGGUAACGGUACUGGUAGGCACCAUUUACUGGGUUCUUUAUGUUAGGCGUUUAAUGAUCUCAUUUCCUCCUCUUGACCACUGUGCCAGGUAGGUAUCGUUAUCACCAUUUUAUUAAGAAAAAGCUGAGGUUCAGAGAGGCAAAGUAACUCUGCUUUCAGCUGCAAGUGGCUGAGCUAGGUUUUCUUAUGAUCUCACUCGACCGUAGGUAAGGAGGGAGGAGGUCCCAGGUUGGUUCAGCAGCUCAGCAGUGUCAUCCGGGAGCCAGUCUCUCUCCACAUUUCUGCGUUGGCAUCAACUUCUGGGUGAUGUUUCCUUUCCUCGGUGCAGCAACACCAAGCUUCUCAUCCUCACACAACCAAAUUCAAAAGCAGGAAGAAGGGAAAGGUGGCAGUCUUCUCAUGUGUUUGUGUGCAUGUGUGUGUGUGUAUUUAUUUUAUCAGGAAGGAAAUAUUCCCCCAGAGCCUCCCAGUCAAUUUUAUCUGAUAUCUCAUUGUCCAAGAGAAUGAAAUGACUUGAUUUGACCAGGCAGGGUUCACCUCUGAGCGUACUGUCUCUGUCUCUUGAUAGCUGAAUA
This is a messenger RNA of Globicephala melas (long-finned pilot whale), 1205 nucleotides long. It is a transcript of the gene EBPL, whose product is annotated as EBP like. NCBI's taxonomy places the organism in Eukaryota, Metazoa, Chordata, Mammalia, Artiodactyla, Delphinidae. The record is from RefSeq and is a predicted model, not a curated record. Gene Ontology annotation, molecular function: cholestenol delta-isomerase activity. Gene Ontology annotation, cellular component: membrane; endoplasmic reticulum. Gene Ontology annotation, biological process: sterol metabolic process.